UCCAGACACAUGUCGUUUGAACUGACAUUUUGGGAUCAGUUAACGGCGCGAUUUCAUCGAAACAUAUUGCUUAAAUACAUUUGACGGCAUUUCAUAUUGUGAACUCUUCUCGAAAACAUGGCUUUUAGUACGGUUUUAUUGGCAUUUUGGUUACUGCUGCUGUGCCUGCUUGAAUUUGUGCUUUCAACCCGUUAUUUUACUGUAAGGAAACUUAGACAACCUAGGACUUUGACAUAUCCCAAAACAGCACCAACUCGUCUACAAUUCAUUGGCGGUAUUGGUAUACCCGUUGAAGAUUUACUCUAUGAAUCGGUCACCUCUGGCUACGUAUUAAAAGCUGAAUAUUUUCUGCCUACCAAGGCAGAGGAAAUGAGACCACAAUAUCUGACGCCACAAAAUGUAAAUCGACGCAGCUUUAGAGAUAUUGUUGAGCACAAUUAUACAACUGCGCAUGCAUACAAUGUCAGUGCGAAGCAUCAUCAUCAGUCUGGUAUACUGGGUCGGCGGCACGAGAGUUUUGGUACUAAUUUGCAGGGUAAACAGAAGACGGCAUCUGCUUAUCGUUGGAUUAUCUACAAAGGCAUGGAGACUCUGAUGAAUCGUGCCGGUCUUUCGGGACGUGAGUGUAUGCUACGCAGCAUUUGUGAGCACGCGGCGUUGCCAUUUCACUAUGAAAGUGGGAUUUUGUCAGAGAUACUGCAUAUUAUAUUAACGCCUUCCCGUUCGCAUGAUGAACUGGUUCAUCCUAACGACCGAGCAUAUGGACAUGCCGAGCGCCUGGGCCGAAGUGGCGGAGACUGUGCUGGAACAUACUUUGCAUGCGCUUACACGCCUAUAGAACAAAUUUCGACCGUUUUCGAUCUAGAUGUUGCAUAUAAUACAUAA
This is a messenger RNA of Rhagoletis zephyria (snowberry fruit fly), 885 nucleotides long. RefSeq lists its product as uncharacterized. Lineage: Eukaryota; Metazoa; Arthropoda; Insecta; Diptera; Tephritidae. The record is from RefSeq and is a predicted model, not a curated record.